GCGUACAACAGGCGGGGACCCCCCUGUGCGAGUGCAUCACCUUGCUGGGGGCUCCGGGGUCUUCCCUCGUGUCUGGCAGGAAAUCCCGGCGUCUGUGAGUACACUAUAUCCAAAGAUUGGGAGAUCCUGAAACCAGUUUUAUUCCUUCCGACAGAAGACCGGCUCAAUGGGCAGGCUGGAGUUGAGGCCCAUCCUGUCCCCUCUCUUGGGGCUGGGUAUCCUGAUCACUCUCUUCAUGAUGAAUAUCUGGGUGGCAGAAGCUGCCGACGCCCAAGGCCUCGAUGCCUUUCCCAACGCCACGUGUUUUGGCUCCUUCUAUUGUAACCGCGGCAUCAUACUGCCGAUCUGGUACCCGCAAAACCCCUCGCUUGGCGACAAAGUGGCCCGAGCCAUCGUCUACUUCGUCGGCAUGAUGUACAUGUUCCUCGGAGUCUCCAUCAUCGCCGACCGCUUCAUGUCGUCCAUCGAGGUCAUCACCUCGCAGGAGAAGGAGAUCACCAUCACCAAACCCAACGGGGAGACCAGCGUGGCCACGGUGAGGAUCUGGAACGAGACUGUGUCCAACCUGACGCUGAUGGCCCUGGGUUCCUCGGCGCCCGAGAUCCUCAUGUCGGUGAUCGAGGUGUGCGGGCAUGGCUUCCUAGCCGGGGAGCUGGGGCCCAGCACUAUCGUUGGCAGCGCCGCCUUCAAUAUGUUCAUCAUCAUUGCCGUGUGCGUCUACUGCAUCCCCGAUGGCGAGGUUCGGCGGGUCAAGCACCUGCGAGUCUUCUUCGUCACCGCCUCCUGGAGCAUCUUCGCCUACAUCUGGAUGUACCUGAUCCUGGCCGUCUUCUCCCCCGGAGUGGUCCAGAUCUGGGAGGCCAUGUUGACCUUCCUCUUCUUCCCCGUGUGCGUGGGGUUCGCCUGGAUCGCCGACAAGCGCCUGCUCUUCUACAAGUACGUGUACAAGAGGUACCGCACGGACAAGAGGCGCGGCAUCAUCAUCGAGACGGAGGGCGAGCUGCCCAAGGGCAUCGAGAUGGACGGCAAGAUGAUCCUGGAUCACGGAGACGAGGUCCUGCCCGACGGGACGGUCAUCUCCCUGGAGGCCAAGGACCUGGACGAGAGCCGCAAGGAGGCCAUCCGCAUCCUGAAGGACCUCAAGCAGAAGCACCCGGACCGAGAGCUGGAGCAACUGGUGGAGAUGGCCAACUAUUACGCCCUACUUCACCAGCAGAAGAGCCGGGCCUUUUACCGCAUCCAGGCCACCCGCAUGAUGACCGGCGCCGGCAACAUCCUGAAGAAGCACGCAGCCGACCACGCCAAGAAGACCACCCAACUCAACGAGGAGAAGGCGGAGCCUGGCGACGAGCUGUGCAGCAAGAUCUCCUUCGAGCCGGCCAACUACCAGUGCCUGGAGAACUGUGGGCUGGUCACGCUGACCGUGGCGUGCAAGGGCGGCGAGCAGGACGGCACCUUCUACGUGGACUACCGCACCGAGGACGGCUCGGCCAAUGCCGGCUCGGACUACGAGUACAGUGAGGGGACCCUGGUCUUCAAGCCCGGGGAAACCCUGAAGGAGAUCAGCGUGGGAAUCAUCGACGAUGACAUCUUCGAGGAGGACGAGCAUUUCUUCGUCCGCCUGGGGAACCUGCGAAGUGGGGACGCCGAGGGUAUGUUUGACUCCGACUCCUCCGAGUACCCCAAGGGGCGCCUGGUGUCCCCGCUGACCGCUACCGUGACCAUCCUGGACGACGACCACGCCGGCAUCUUCACCUUCGAGGACAAGGUCCACCACGUCAGCGAGAGCGUGGGCGUGAUGGAUCUGAGGGUCCUGAGGACGUCCGGGGCCAGAGGGACAGUGAUCAUCCCGUACCGCACGGUGGAAGGAACGGCGAGGGGCGGCGGUGUGGACUAUGAGGACACCUUCGGCGAGCUGGAGUUCCUCAACGAUGAGACGAUGAAGGCAAUCCAGGUGAAAAUCGUGGACGAUGAGGAGUAUGAAAAGCAGGAGAACUUCUUUGUCGUCCUGGAGAAGCCAAGAUGGAUGAAACGUGGAAUUUCAGCUCUCUUGCUGACUGACGAUGAUGAAGAGAAUAAGAAACUGUCGGCAGAGGAGGAGGAAGCUCGGCGCAUUGCGGAGAUGGGGAAACCGAUCCUUGGGGAACAUUCCAAGUUAGAGGUCGUCAUUGAAGAAUCGUACGAAUUUAAGAGUACCGUGGAUAAACUGAUAAAGAAGACAAACUUGGCUCUGGUGAUAGGUACCCACUCAUGGCGGGAGCAGUUUAUGGAGGCCAUUACAGUAAGCGCUGGUGAUGGUGAUGAAGAUGAUGAUGCUCGGGAGGAGAAGCUUCCAUCUUGCUUUGACUACGUCAUGCAUUUUCUGACGGUAUUUUGGAAAGUUCUGUUUGCCUUCGUCCCUCCCACGGAGUAUUGGAACGGCUGGGCCUGCUUCAUCACCUGCAUGUUUGCGAUCGGUUUACUUACGGCUUUCAUCAACGAUCUGGCCUCGCACUUCGGCUGCACAGUGGGCCUGAAGGAUUCUGUCACGGCUGUGAUUUUCGUGGCGCUCGGCACUUCUAUACCAGAUACUUUUGCCAGCAAGGUGUCUGCACUGCAAGACCAGUAUGCGGAUGCCUCCAUCGGGAAUGUGACCGGAAGCAACGCCGUGAAUGUGUUCCUGGGAAUCGGCUUAGCCUGGUCUGUUGCCGCCAUCUACUGGGCGUCCAAGGGCCAGGAGUUCCGGGUGAAUCCUGGCUCCCUGGCUUUCUCCGUCACGCUUUUCACCAUCUUUGCCUUCGUCACCAUCAGCGUGCUCCUGUACAGAAGACGGCCGCACAUAGGCGGUGAACUGGGAGGCACUCGCCGUGGCAAGCUCAUUACCUGUUCCAUCUUCAUCAGCCUUUGGUUGUUAUAUGUUGUCUUCUCAGCCCUGGAGGCCUAUUGCCACAUUAAGGGGUUCUAAACCGAGGGGGGUGGGGGGGUGGGGGGGGGGCAUUCUUUUCCCCGCAAAAGAAUGAGCUUCUGCCAGAGCUGCUGAAGAUUUCAAGAGGCAGCCUUGACAUAUUCCAAAUCCCAGAGAAGGUACUUUCUCAGCAUGGAUCACAAAACCAGAUACUUACUGGCAAAAAAAUGAAGAGGCAUUUAUCUAUCUGUUGAGUUUUUUUUUUUGCCUUACCAAAAGGCUCUAAAGAGGGCUGUAACCAACAGUCGAAACAUCAAGAAAAUAAGUCAUUUUUUAAAUUCAAACGGACCUAAAACAUUUUUUUACAUCUCUGAACUGAGCUUGCUGAACAUUCUGAAUGUUGAGAAAGAAUCAGCCAUUGAAGAUAAUAUGUUAGCAUUGUGUAGAUGAAGCUUUGGUCCAUGAUAUCUAAGUGUCUGUCCGUGUAUAGUUGUGAUAAUUCAUCUCAGUGAAUAAGCUGAUCCAGUACCUGUAUGUUUAACUUGAAUAGGAGAAAGGUAAAUGGUGACACUGGUCAUAAAAUAAUGGGUGAAAAUCUGCACCUCACCACGAGGUGUGUAUUUACUACAUGUGUACAGUAGGAUAGGUGUAUUUUUGUCUUGCGGUAAAGCUUGGUGUGCAAGUUGCAUCCUGAUGAUAAGUUUGCGUGUAAAAUAGACAUCCACAUCUGCCCACUUUUUCUAAAAAUUAAUACAGAAUCCAAAUUCAUGGCAACUUUCCCCGUGGUAAACUUCAUUUAUUUAAGUCGCUAAACUCACAAAUAAUUUACAAAAUUGUCCUUCUAGUGUCCAGAUUAGAUUGCCUCACUGAAAAAAAAAAAUACAUUCCAAAACGUUACUAUUUGUACUUUAGAUAAGUGGCUUGAUUGCAGAUGUAUACAGACCUGGAUUUUUAGUAUAAUCUUAGUAGAUUUGGACUAAUCGUGAUGGAAGAAAAUCCUUACAAUGGUAGGACAGAAGAUGAAGACUUUGUCAAAGAAGAUCAACAGAAGAAUACAAAAGGGAAGAUCAAGGAUUCUUUUCCAAAGAUGAGCCUCUUCUUAAUCUUACCAAAGUGAGAGACGGUGCAAUUAUAUUUGAAUGCACUACUCCAACUCCCAUUGUUCAUAAUGGAUUAGCACAAUAUUAUUUGUUAAGGAUUUGACAAUUGUAUCUGCACAGACUAAAUCACUGCUGUGUUCAAUGUUUACCCGCUGUUUUUAGGAUACAAACACUGAAAGAACUAUUCGAACAAGCAUAAGCAGUCGAGAUAGAUGGAAUUCUACCUGAGUUAUUUGCGUCUGAAUUUAUGUAAAGGAUCUCGACUGACUGACUAGUGAGGUGCUUAGGGAAUACAACACACUGCCAGAGAAGUUACCUUUUGCUGAGAUGUUCAAUCAAGACUCCAUCUGCCUUAUCGGGCAGACAUACAGAUUCAGUAGUGUUAUCUUGAAGAAAAAAGCACAGUAAUAUCUCCGCGUCUCGAUCAAUACUGAUCGCUCGGUCAGCAUCACAAAGGGAAAACGCCAAUUUUUUUAAUGUGAUCACUGUUUCUGGAUGCUUGCAGAUUUAAAGAUUUAAAGAAUGGAAUUGGUUAUAAUGUGAUCUGGGGCAACCCAGAAGUUCAAAAACUAUAAAUGUCUUUCCGAUGUAUAGUUGCAUAUAUAUAAACACACAGAGAAUGUACAGUUGUGAAAUGUCUGCAUGCAUCUGUACAAAAAAAAAAUGUUUGGAAGCUCUGUAACUGCCUUCGUAAGAGUCAAAUGUAUAAAAUGUUAAAUCUA
Molecule: messenger RNA, 4706 nt
Organism: Amblyraja radiata (thorny skate)
Lineage: Eukaryota; Metazoa; Chordata; Chondrichthyes; Rajiformes; Rajidae
Product: sodium/calcium exchanger 3-like
Exons: 8
Coding region: 167-2944 (925 amino acids)
Biological process (GO): calcium ion import across plasma membrane; cell communication; sodium ion transmembrane transport
Cellular component (GO): postsynapse; axon; sarcolemma
Molecular function (GO): calcium:sodium antiporter activity
Source: RefSeq, a predicted model, not a curated record